CAUACAGUAAAAUCUUAGCUGCUCAAGAACUUAUCUAGCGGCCACGCCAAGGAGCCGGGACUUUCUUUAAGUUUAAGGAGGCCGUUUUCUUGAAGGAGGCGAUCUGUGACGUCAUGGCGUAUCCAGGUGGACCACCUGGAGGAUACCAACAGUACCCAGGGGGUGCCCCACCCCCCCAGUACGGAGCACCACCCCCAGGGGGCCAGCCUGGCUAUGCAGGGGGUUAUCAACAACCAGGUUAUGGAGGACAGCCUGGUUACGGAGCCGCGCCUGGUUUCGCCUCCGCGCCCGGUUACGGACCGCCACCCGGCGUCGACCCUAACGUCUACCAAUGGUUCAUCGCGGUGGAUAGGGACCGGUCGGGGAAAAUCUCGGCCACGGAGCUUCAGCAGGCUCUAACCAACUCCAACUGGUCACACUUCAACGAUGAGACGUGCAGACUCAUGAUAGGCAUGUUCGACCGUGACCAGAGCGGGCAGAUUGACCUGAACGAGUUCCAGGCCCUCUGGACGUACAUCCAGCAGUGGAAGGGCGUCUUCGACAGGUACGACCAGGACCGCUCCGGGCUCAUCGAGGCGCGGGAACUACACACAGCGUUUUCCCAGAUGGGUUACAACGUGUCCCAGUCGUUUAUCGGCAUCGUGGUGGUGAAGUUUGACCGGGCGGCGCGGCGGGGGCUCAAGUUUGAUGACUUCAUCCAGUCAUGCGUGAUGCUGAAGAACCUGACGGACCAGUUCCGCGCGCGCGACACCGCCAUGACCGGCCGCAUCCAGGUCUCCUACGAAGACUUCAUGUGCAUGGUGCUACUCAACAAACCCUCCUAGUGGCAAUCGAACCCUCAUAGUUACAUGUAUGUUUACGGAAGGAAAGCAUUUUGUUUUUGCUCUGUUUCCUCUUAUAGUAAGCCCCAGUAGUGAUAGUGUUUGUUGCAAGAUGUCUUCUGUAUGAUCCUCCUCAGUAAGCCCUCAAAGUGUUAAACAUACCCACCUAGUGUUAAACAAACCCUCGUAGAAAAUAAUGUCUUAACUAAGCUUCCGUAGUGAUAGUGUUUGUUGCAAGAUAUCUUCUGUAUGGUCCUCCUCAUAUAAGCCCUCGUAGACUUAAACAUACCCUUGUAGUGUUAAACAUACCCUCAUAGUGUU
This is a messenger RNA of Branchiostoma belcheri (Belcher's lancelet), 1142 nucleotides long. RefSeq names its product peflin-like. The record is from RefSeq and is a predicted model, not a curated record. Gene Ontology annotation, biological process: COPII vesicle coat assembly. Lineage: Eukaryota; Metazoa; Chordata; Leptocardii; Amphioxiformes; Branchiostomatidae. The transcript has 5 exons. The coding region runs from base 114 to 824 and encodes 236 amino acids. Gene Ontology annotation, molecular function: calcium ion binding.